UAUAAUUAUUUCCAUGGUCAUCAUUCGGAUUCAUCAACUACUGUUCUUUUGAGCCACAGUGUCGCAAUAAUUUGUACAAUUGUGAAACAAAUGGAAAUGAAAUUCGUUCAAAUCACUGUAACAUUAUCGUUUUUAAUAUCGAGUUACGGGGCUACAAAAAGAACUUGGUGGAAGCACGAUCUCACAUAUGGUAUCUUCCUGAAAUCGUUCAUGGAUAGUAAUGGAGAUGGAAUUGGAGAUUUCAAAGGACUGAUUUCCAAACUGGAUUACAUCGUCCAUAUUGGAAUAAAAACUAUCUGGUUGACGCCAUUCUACUCUUCACCACAGGCUGAUGGAGGCUAUGAUAUAUCUGAUUUUUAUGGGAUCGAUCCUAUUUAUGGUACAAUGGAAGAUUUUGAGGAAUUUAUGAAAGAAAUGAAAAAACGAGAUCUCAACCUCGUCAUGGAUUUAGUAAUUAAUCACAGUAGUGACGAGCACGAAUGGUUCGAAAAAUCUGUAAAUAGAAUUGAGCCAUAUACCAACUACUAUGUAUGGGUUGAUCCAAAACGGUACGAUAGAAAUGGAAAUCCUAUACCACCAAAUAAUUGGAGCAGUGUAUUCAACCUCGAAACACCCAGCUCAGCUUGGACUUGGAAUGAAAAAAGGAAGCAAUUUUACCUGCAUCAGUUUCACGCGAAACAGCCAGAUUUCAAUUUACGUAACGAACAACUGAAAACUGAACUAAAAAAUAUGAUUAAAUUUUGGCUGGACAAAGGUGUUGCUGCUUUUCGAUUAGAUGCUACAGAAUUCCUCAUGGAAGAUCCCUUACUUCGAGAUGAUAUUGACGCAGAAUCGAUCACAAAAGUAAUACAAGGAGAGGAAGAAACAGAAACUCCUCGACUUCAUCAUGCGGAUACUUUCAAAUUCUUGCAUGAAUUACGCAUGUUUUUCAGACAGUACGAUCAUGAAAAUAAGAAACAACGUGAAACGGCUGGAUUUAGUGAAGUUUACGCUACGAUAAAUACCAAAAUGAGAUACUACGGAACGAAGAGUGCCCCAGUGAUGCAUUACCCAUAUAAUUAUCUACUAACAAUGCUCAGAAAGUAUUUAGAUGCCGAACAGAUGAUGCAAUUUUUGAACUAAUGGAUUGAAAAAUUACCCAAAGGAGCGACCUCGAAUUGGGCGUUGGGAAACCACGAUAUCGGACGGAUUUUCUACUAUUUCAAUAAGGAAUAUAAUUCAAUCUUAUUGACUAUCGUUACCAUGUUACCUGGAGCUGCUUUAAUUUGGUACGGAGAAGAGACCAGUCAAGAACUGUUCGAUUUUUCACCACACCCUGACAAGAAUCUGUUGUUUGAAAGAGAUCAUUUUCGUUUACCUAUGCAAUGGGACGAUUCCUUGAAUGCGGGUUUCACUUCUGGAGACAAACCAUGGGUACCAGUACAUCCCAGUUAUUAUAGGUCGAAUGUGAAAGAACAAUUAGCCAAUACAAACAGUACACUGUACUAUUUCAAAGAUCUAGUUUCUCUUCGAAAAACUGACACACUAAAAUUUGCCGAUUUGAAAAUGUACGCGAUUUCUAAAUGGGUACUGGCUGUUACACGAACUUUUCGUCAAUCAAAAUACGUUAUUGUAUUAAAUCUGGGUACCGAGCCUCAUCCUGCUAAUUUACAUGCUGAAAUCGCUAAUUUACCAACAAAUCUGGAGGUGGUAGCAGCAAGUUCGAAUUCUGGAUACAGUAAAGG
Molecule: messenger RNA, 1724 nt
Organism: Planococcus citri (citrus mealybug)
Lineage: Eukaryota; Metazoa; Arthropoda; Insecta; Hemiptera; Pseudococcidae
Product: maltase A2-like
Exons: 8
Coding region: 91-1122 (343 amino acids)
Biological process (GO): carbohydrate metabolic process
Source: RefSeq, a predicted model, not a curated record